GAGAGAGAGAGAGAGAGAGAGAGAGAGAGAGAGAGAUUGAGGCGAUGCUUCAAGAGGAUUAAUAUAACUGAGCGAAACUUCCAAGAAGAGAGAGAGAGAGAGAGAGAAAGGCUCCUUCCUUCCUCCCCGAUCCAAGCUUGUGGCGGCUCUUCAGAGUUGAAUGAGUGGCGAUGUGCAGAAAAGCGCUCCUAGCCCUCCUGGUUUAUGGGAUACUCAUGCACUGCAGCGUCUACUGCUCCCCUGCUGCCGGACUUCAGUUCCCCACCUUGAGUAGGCUGGAAGAUGAGGUGUACGACGAGGAGGGCAACCCUCUGUCCGACUACGCCUUCGAGAGCGAACCCCUCGGAAUAGCUGAUCCGUCCUCCAUGCUGGAUGACGUCUACACUUUGUAUUACCCGCCGGAGAAGAGACACGCGGAUGGGAUAUUUAAUAAAGCCUACCGGAAAGUGCUGGGCCAGCUGUCGGCGAGGAAGUAUCUGCAUUCCCUGAUGGCCAAGCGGGUGGGUGGGGCAGCCAGCGGCCUGGAGGACGACUCGGAACCGCUCUCCAAGAGGCAUUCAGACGGCAUCUUCACAGACAGCUACAGCCGCUAUCGAAAACAAAUGGCUGUCAAGAAAUACUUGGCGGCAGUCCUGGGGAAAAGGCCAUGUGACGCAGGAUGCCGUUGGCAGCUUUUCCGUGCCUUCCCUUCGCCUUUUAAAUCGCCACGAGUUCACAGAUGGCUAUUUAGUGGCCCUACAAUGCUGCAACACAUCAGCUUGCAUUUCUUCCUUUCCGUUUGGUUUGGUUCCUUUGUUUUCCCCCCCUUUCCUUGCCUCUCUUUCCCCUCCUCUUCUUUCUGAUUGAGUCUCUUUGCAAAUCCUCGGGGGGUAUUAAAAAAGAACCCACCCAAAAGCCUCUGGAGAGGGUGGGCGGGAGCUGUGGCUGCGUGUGUUUGUUGCGUGUCCCUUGUGUUGGUGCGGGGCUCCUUGCCUUCCCUCCCUUCUUCCCUGCCUCCCUUUCUUUGACGUGCCAGUAAUGCUGAGCUAAGCUAAGCUUCGCCUUGCCAGUCCAGUGUGGGCUAGUUCAGUUUGCAGUCAGGCUGCCAGCCUCUGUUUUGCGCCCCACCAGCCGUGGUCGCCUCUGUAGGAUUAGCUGUCGCCAAGAGCCUUAAAUCCAACGGAUCCCAUUGGAAAUCCAGUGAUCACUGAGGUUAGAUGUCAGUCUUUUGGAGAUAUAUUUAUAUCUAUCUAUAUCUAUCUAUAUAUCUAUAUAUUUUCCUUCUUUCUGUGUAGCAACUUGAGUAUCAAAACCAAACAAAAAAACAACAACAAGCACUACAACAACUAGCGCAACAAAAAACGUAUGGUGGUGACAGCACCCAUGGUCUCACUCUUUAGGCCUUUGAGAACUGUUACUGCAAAGUGUGUAAAGUUUGUAUUAAUAAAUUUUUGUAAACAA
Anolis carolinensis (green anole) is the source of this 1440-nucleotide messenger RNA. RefSeq names its product adenylate cyclase activating polypeptide 1 (gene adcyap1). Gene Ontology annotation, molecular function: peptide hormone receptor binding; neuropeptide hormone activity; pituitary adenylate cyclase activating polypeptide activity. The record is from RefSeq and is a predicted model, not a curated record. The transcript has 6 exons. Gene Ontology annotation, biological process: neuropeptide signaling pathway; adenylate cyclase-activating G protein-coupled receptor signaling pathway; positive regulation of GTPase activity. Gene Ontology annotation, cellular component: perikaryon; neuron projection; extracellular region. The coding region runs from base 171 to 842 and encodes 223 amino acids. Lineage: Eukaryota; Metazoa; Chordata; Lepidosauria; Squamata; Anolidae.